GUGCUCCGAGCGCUCCUUCGGGCACUGGUGCGGCGGCCUCGGCAGCGGUUGGCGGCGAGCAGAAGCCCGAACCCCGGCCCAGCCGCAGCGCGCAGAGAAGCCCGAGCUGUGCUGGGAGCUGGACGGCCACGUCCGGACAGGACCGACACUCUGCUUAGCGCAUUGCGGUGACCUCGCCUUCCUCCACUGCGAGCGCGCCGCAGCUGGAAAAGCGGCGGAGACCAAGGACUUUUCUCCGGUCCGGGCAGAGGCGCCCCGCAGAGCGCACUAUAGCGGUGCUGCAGUCGGGCUCGCGACGCCGGGGCCCCCGCAGGACGAUGGAGCCGGGUCUGCAAGAAGCGUGAGGCGCGGCUGCCGGGUUCUGGAGAAGGGGGGCACGGGGUCUGGAGACCCCCGGCGGCGGACGGGAGCCCUCCCCCCGCCCCGCCUCCGGGGCACCAGCUCCGGCUCCAUUGUUCCCGCCCGGGCUGGAGGUGCAGAGCACCGAGCGCCACCGGGAGUCGAGCGUCGGCCGCGGGGCUCUCGCGACCCCGCCAGCACCCGAACGGAGCCUGAGGGCGACGGGUCGGAGCGGGGGACGCGGACUCUCCAGAGGACUCUCCUCAACGCCGAGUGAGAGUCAGCUUGAGAAGAAGGGUUGAGCUCAGGGUGGAGUAUCCAUGGAGGUGUGGAGCCUUCUCACCACCCUCUAACUGCAGAACUGGGAUGUGGAGCUGGAAGUGUCUCCUCCUCUGGGCUGUGCUGGUCACAGCCACACUCUGCGCUGCCAGGCCAGCCCCAACCUUGCCUGAAGAAGCCCAGCCCUGGGGAGCCCCUGUGGAAGUGGAGUCCCUCCUGGUCCACCCUGGUGACCUGCUGCAGCUUCGCUGCCGGCUGCGGGACGAUGUGCAGAUCAUCAACUGGCUGCGGGACGGGGUGCAGCUGGCGGAAAGCAACCGCACCCGCAUCACAGGGGCAGAGGUGGAGGUGCGGGACUCUGUGCCCGCAGACUCUGGCCUCUACACUUGCGUGACCAGCAGCCCCUCCGGCAGUGACACCACCUACUUCUCCGUCAAUGUUUCAGAUGCUCUCCCCUCCUCUGAGGAUGACGAUGACGAUGAUGACUCCUCUUCAGAGGAGAAGGAGACAGAUAACACCAAACCAAACCGUAUGCCUGUAGCUCCAUAUUGGACAUCUCCAGAAAAGAUGGAAAAGAAAUUGCAUGCUGUGCCAGCUGCCAAGACAGUGAAGUUCAAAUGCCCUUCCAAUGGGACACCUUACCCCACGCUGCGCUGGUUGAAAAAUGGCAAAGAAUUCAAACCUGACCACAGGAUUGGAGGCUACAAGGUCCGUUAUGCCACCUGGAGCAUCAUAAUGGACUCCGUUGUACCCUCGGACAAGGGCAACUACACCUGCAUUGUGGAAAAUGAGUAUGGCAGCAUUAACCACACCUACCAGCUCGACGUCGUUGAGCGAUCCCCACACCGCCCCAUCCUGCAAGCGGGGUUGCCUGCCAACAAGACAGUGGCCCUGGGCAGCAAUGUGGAGUUCAUGUGCAAGGUGUACAGUGAUCCCCAGCCUCACAUCCAGUGGCUAAAGCACAUCGAGGUGAACGGGAGCAAGAUUGGUCCCGACAACCUGCCUUAUGUCCAGAUCCUGAAGACUGCCGGAGUUAAUACCACCGACAAAGAGAUGGAAGUGCUUCACUUAAGGAAUGUCUCCUUUGAGGACGCUGGGGAGUAUACGUGCUUGGCGGGUAACUCUAUCGGACUCUCCCACCACUCUGCAUGGCUGACCGUUCUGGAAGCCCUGGAGGAGAGGCCGGCAGCGAUGGCGUCGCCCCUGUACCUGGAGAUCAUCAUCUACUGCACUGGGGCCUUCCUCAUCUCCUGCAUGGUGGGCUCCGUCAUCAUCUGCAAGAUGAAGAGCAGCACCAAGAAGAGUGACUUCCACAGCCAGAUGGCUGUGCACAAGCUGGCCAAGAGCAUCCCCCUACGCAGACAGGUGUCGGCCGACUCCAGUGCCUCCAUGAACUCUGGGGUCCUGCUGGUCCGGCCCUCACGGCUGUCUUCCAGUGGGACCCCCAUGCUCGCCGGCGUCUCUGAGUAUGAGCUUCCUGAAGACCCUCGCUGGGAGCUGCCUCGGGACAGACUGGUCUUAGGCAAACCCCUGGGAGAGGGCUGCUUUGGGCAGGUGGUGUUGGCCGAGGCCAUUGGGCUGGACAAGGACAAACCCAACCGCGUGACCAAAGUGGCUGUGAAGAUGUUGAAGUCCGAUGCAACAGAGAAAGACCUGUCAGACCUGAUCUCAGAAAUGGAGAUGAUGAAGAUGAUCGGAAAGCACAAGAACAUCAUCAACCUGCUGGGAGCCUGCACACAGGACGGUCCGCUGUACGUCAUCGUGGAGUACGCCUCCAAGGGCAACCUGCGGGAGUACCUGCAGGCCCGCAGGCCCCCAGGUCUGGAGUAUUGCUACAACCCCCGCCACAGUCCGGAGGAGCAGCUAUCCUCCAAGGACCUGGUCUCCUGUGCCUACCAAGUGGCCCGAGGCAUGGAGUACCUCGCCUCCAAGAAGUGCAUACACCGAGACCUGGCUGCCAGGAAUGUCCUGGUGACAGAGGACAAUGUGAUGAAGAUUGCAGACUUCGGGCUGGCCCGGGACAUUCACCACAUCGACUACUAUAAAAAGACCACCAAUGGCCGGCUACCCGUGAAGUGGAUGGCUCCUGAAGCGCUGUUUGACAGGAUCUACACCCACCAGAGUGAUGUGUGGUCUUUUGGGGUGCUUCUGUGGGAGAUCUUCACUCUGGGCGGCUCCCCGUAUCCUGGCGUGCCCGUGGAGGAGCUUUUCAAGCUGCUGAAGGAGGGUCAUCGCAUGGACAAGCCCAGUAACUGCACCAAUGAACUGUACAUGAUGAUGCGGGACUGCUGGCACGCCGUGCCCUCACAGAGACCCACCUUUAAGCAGCUGGUGGAAGACCUGGACCGCAUUGUGGCCUUGACUUCCAACCAGGAGUAUCUGGACCUGUCGAUGCCUUUGGACCAGUACUCCCCCAGCUUUCCUGACACCCGAAGCUCCACCUGCUCCUCAGGGGAGGAUUCUGUCUUUUCUCAUGAGCCAUUGCCUGAGGAGCCCUGUCUGCCCCGACACCCACCCCAGCUUGCCAAUGGUGGACUCAAACCACGCUGACUCCCACCUAUCACACAGUAACCCUCACCCACAACUCCCUACUGGGCCCACUGCCUGUCCCUGCCCCCUUUCCUGCUGGCAGGAGCCGGCUGCCUGCUUGCGGCCUCCCCGUGUGACCCUCGUCCGCCCCACUGAGCUUGCCUCUUCCUCCUCUUCCUCUCAACCUGCUUCAAGGGAGAGGAGCAGAGAAGCAGGUCCUUGCUGAUGGACACUUUGUUCCUUCCCAAAUGCUGGACCAAGACCCCUCCCUGCCACUGGGUGCUGCCUGCUGGGCAGUGGGGGAUGAACUGCAUGCAAGGCAGAGCUUCCUGAGCUUUCCUGUGUUGGUUUUCUCGGUUUCACCUUAACCCGUGAGGCCCUUGCAUUCUGGUGGCAGGUGCCUUGUCCUCAGGGCCACAGCAGAAAAGAGGUCGACGCUUUGGGCUUUGACUGAAGACCACCUUUCCUCUAGAUAGAUGGUGCCAGUAGCUUAUUAAUUCCAAUACUAAUUUGCUUUGCUGACCAAAUACAUGGUACCAGAAGAUGGUGGGGCAGAGAGGCAGGGAAGCAUUGUUGUGGCCCUUGGGCCCAGCCCCGAACUGGGGGCUUUGUACAUAGCUAUGAAGAAAACACAAAGUGUAUAAAUCUGAGUAUAUAUUUACAUGUCUUUUUAAAAGGGUCGUUACCAGAGAUUUACUCAUUGGGUAAGAUGCUCCUGGUGGCUGGGAGGCAUCAGUUGCUAUAUAUUAAAAACAAAGAAAAAAGAAAAAAAAAGGAAAAUGUUUUUAAAAGGUCAUAUAUUUUUUGCUACUUUUGCUGUUUUAUUUUUUUAAAUUAUGUUCUAAACCUAUUUUCAGUUUAGGUCCCUCAAUAAAAAUUGCUGCUGCUUCAUUU
Nycticebus coucang (slow loris) is the source of this 4041-nucleotide messenger RNA. RefSeq names its product fibroblast growth factor receptor 1 (gene FGFR1). Gene Ontology annotation, cellular component: signaling receptor complex; membrane. Bases 706 to 3168 code for a protein of 820 amino acids. Gene Ontology annotation, biological process: positive regulation of kinase activity; fibroblast growth factor receptor signaling pathway; positive regulation of cell population proliferation. Gene Ontology annotation, molecular function: fibroblast growth factor binding; ATP binding; fibroblast growth factor receptor activity. The record is from RefSeq and is a predicted model, not a curated record. The transcript has 18 exons. Lineage: Eukaryota; Metazoa; Chordata; Mammalia; Primates; Lorisidae.